Suhomyces tanzawaensis NRRL Y-17324 is the source of this 3618-nucleotide messenger RNA. Its product is annotated as coatomer subunit alpha. Gene Ontology annotation, cellular component: COPI vesicle coat. NCBI's taxonomy places the organism in Eukaryota, Fungi, Ascomycota, Pichiomycetes, Serinales, Debaryomycetaceae. The transcript has a single exon. The record is from RefSeq and is a predicted model, not a curated record. Gene Ontology annotation, biological process: endoplasmic reticulum to Golgi vesicle-mediated transport; retrograde vesicle-mediated transport, Golgi to endoplasmic reticulum; intracellular protein transport. The coding region runs from base 1 to 3618 and encodes 1205 amino acids. Gene Ontology annotation, molecular function: structural molecule activity; protein binding.
AUGAAGAUGCUAACCAAAUUCGAGUCCAAGUCCUCUAGGGCUAAGGGCGUGGCAUUCCACCCCAAAAGACCUUGGGUUUUGGUCUCCCUCCACUCGUCUACUAUCCAAUUAUGGGAUUACCGUAUGGGUACCUUGAUUGACCGGUUUGAAGAACAUACUGGACCAGUCAGAUGUGUUGAUUUCCAUCCUACCCAGCCAUUGUUUGUUUCGGGAGGUGACGACUAUCUGAUCAAGGUGUGGUCCUUAAAAGACAGACUGUGUAUCUUCACUCUCCAAGGACACUUGGACUACAUUAGAACUGUGUCUUUCCACAACGAAUUGCCAUGGAUCAUCUCGUGUUCCGACGAUCAAACCAUCAGAAUCUGGAACUGGCAGAAUCAGCAGGAGAUCGCCUGCUUGACUGGCCACAACCACUAUGUGAUGUCUGCGCAAUUCCACCCUACCGAUGAUUUGAUUGUUUCUGCUUCGUUGGAUCAAACUGUCAGGGUGUGGGACAUCUCUGGUUUGAGAAAGAAGCACUCUGCCCCAACCUCCGCUGCUAGAUCAUUCGAAGACCAAUUACAGAGACAGCAAUUGCCUCAACAAGACAUUUUUGGUAACGUUAAUGCUAUUGUCAAGUACGUCUUGGAAGGCCACGACAAGGGGGUCAACUGGGCCACCUUCCACCCUACCUUGCCAUUGAUCGUCUCUGCUGGUGACGACAGAUUGGUCAAGUUGUGGAGAAUGAGUGAUACCAAGGCCUGGGAAGUGGAUACUUGCAGAGGCCACACCGGUAACGUGUUGAGUGCUGUUUUCCAUCCUCAACAAGACUUGAUUCUCUCAGUUUCUGAUGACAAGACCAUCAGGGUCUGGGACCUCAACAAGCGUGUUCCUAUUAAGCAGUUUAGAAGAGAACACGAUCGUUUCUGGUUAAUCACCCCUCAUCCUACCAUGAACUUGUUUGCUACUUGUCAUGACUCCGGUGUUAUGGUAUUCAAGUUAGAGAGAGAACGUCCUGCCCACGCGUUGUUCCAAAACAACUUGUUCUACGUCAACUCCGCAAAACAACUCCAAUCUUACGAUUUCCAAAAACAGGAAAGCUCGUUGCCUAUGUUGAGUUUGAAAAAGAUCGGUAAGACUUGGUCCUUCAUGAGAACCCUUUCCUAUAAUCAAGCCGAUCACUCGAUUUUAGUCACCCAUGGUGAAGGUGACAACGGUGGAUACGCAUUAAUUUCCUUGCCUAAACACGUUACUGGUGCCAUCGAACCUACUGACAUCAGACAGGGUGAAGGCAGAUUUGCUUGCUUCAUUUCCAGAAACAGAUUUGUCACUUUCAUCAAGUCCACUAAGACCUUGUAUGUCAAGGAUUUAUCCAAUAACAUUACCAAAACUGUCCAGCUUGAUUCUUCCGUCAACGAUGUCUUAUACGGUGGUGCAGGUAGAGUACUUCUUGUGAAGAGUCAUUCCGUCAUCAACUACGAUGUCCAACAAAGAAAGGAAUUGUCUGAAUUGAGUGUGAACAACGCAAAAUACGUGUCGGCUUCAUUGGAUGGUCAAUAUUUGGCUUUCUUGUCCAAGCACACCAUUACCAUUGCUGAUAAGGACUUGAACCUUAUCACCUCAAUGCAUGAAACCAUUAGAAUCAAGAGUGCUGCAUGGGACGACUCUGGUGUAUUAUUGUACUCCACAUUGAACCACAUCAAAUAUACCCUUUUGAACGGUGAUAAUGGAAUCAUCAAGACCUUACAAAACACCUUAUACAUCACCAAGAUCACCAAUAACCAGGUCUACUGUUUGAAUAGGGCAGGUCAGGUUGAGGUCGUCCAGAUUGACCCAACUGAAUUCAGAUUCAAGAAGUCUUUGGUGAACAAGAAUUUCGGUGAAGUGUUGAGAAUCAUUAAGAAUUCCAAUUUGGUUGGUCAAAACAUUAUUGGUUAUUUACAAAAGAAGGGCUAUCCAGAAAUUGCUUUGCAAUUCGUUCAAGACCCAGAAACCAGAUUCGAAUUGGCCUUGGAAUGUAGCAACUUAGUCGUCGCUCUUGAACAAGCCAAGAUCUUAAACAACCCUAAGAUUUGGGAAAAGUUGGGCGAAGAAGCCUUGAACCAAGGUAACCUUGAUAUCGUUGAAUUUGUCUACCAACAAUUACACCACUUCGACAAAUUAUCCUUCCUUUACUUGCUUAGAGGUGAUUCGGAUAGAUUAGCCAAGAUGUCUGCCAUUGCCGAACAUCGUGGUGAUUUCUCCAGUUUGCUUCAAAACACUCUUUACAACAACGACAUCGAGAAGAGAGUCAAGGUGUAUAUUCAAGCUGGAUUGUUACCUUUAGCCUACACUUUGGCCAAGUCCAACGGUUUGGAUGAGUUAGCAGAUGAAAUCUUGAAAGAAUCCGGUGUUGAUAAGAAAGAUGUUAGCUUGCCACAGUUAGGUCAACUGCUUUCAUUACCAAGCUCCUUGAAUGCUCCAAUUGAUAACUGGCCAUUGAAGGAAUCUUCAUUGUCUUACUUUGAAAAUGCUCUUAAGUCGGGUAAUCUCGAAGGUUUGAGCAUCGAAGAUAAGCCAGAAGUUAAAGCACAAGACACACUUGCCAUCGACUUUGAAGACGCCGAAGACGUUGGAGAGUUUGGCGAAGAAGACGAAGCUGAUGGAGGUGCUUGGGACUUGGAUGACGAAUUGGACAUUGAUGACGACAUUCCAGAUGAUGUUGAAGGUCCUACAUUGAUCACCAAUGAAGGUGAAAUAGGCAUCUGGUUAAGUAAUGCUAAGACUCCUGCUAGUUAUGUUGCUGCAGGGUCUGUUGAGCAAGCUGCUUCCUUAUUGAACAAGCAAUUGGGUGUGGUGAAUUUCGAACCUUUACGUUCUAGGUUUAUUGAGGUUUACCAAGCUUCCAAAUUGCAAUUACCAGGUAUUGAUGAUUUGCCAGCCAUGAGAGACUUUGUGAGAGCAGAGAAUGACGAGGAUGAUCCUUCUAAAUUCAAGCCUUUAAUUCCAGGAUUCGAUACUUUGGAGGAAAGGUUACAAACUGGAUUCAAGCAGUUCAAGGAAAAUGACUUGAAAUCAGCCAUCAGCACAUUCAAAGAUAUUAUCUAUACUAUAACAGUCAUAACCGUGGACGACGAAGACCAAGAGGCCAAGUGUAAGGACAUCUUGAUCUUGUGUCGUGAAUACAUCUUGGGUUUGUCGAUAGAAUUGGAGCGUCGUUCCUUAGAUCCUUCCAAUGUCAAGAGAAACUUGGAAUUGGCAGCUUAUUUCACCAGAACUAAGCUUCAAAAUCCUCAUAAGGUGAAUGCCUUGCAAGUGGCCAUGACUCAAACCUUCAAGAACAAAAACUAUGCUAGUGCCUCCUACUUUGCUGGCGAGCUUUUGAAGAUUGUUUCUACUGGUGCAAGGGCAGAGCAAGCGCAAAAAUUAAAGACCAAGGCAGACUCUGUCUCCAGCGAUGCCGUGGAGAUAGAUUUCGAUCCAUAUGCCGAGUUUGACAUCUGUUCUGCUUCGUACACCCCAAUCUACAAGGGUGCACCCUUUGUCACCGAAGCAUUGGUGGGUGCAAAGUACAAGCCAGAAUACAAGGGCAAGGUUUGUAAGGUUACUGGUAUCACUGCAAUCGGUGUUCCUGCCUCUGGCUUGCGUAUUGUGGGGUAG